AUGACAAACAUCCGCAUCAAAGUCGUCUCAGACACCGUCUGCCCCUGGUGCUAUGUCGGCCGUCGCCAGCUUCAGCAGGCCGAACGCCUCUGGAAGCAGAAGAACCCGGCCGACACCUUCACCGUGUCGUAUGAGCCGUACCAGCUGCGCCCCGACUGGCCCAAGGGCCCUUCGUCUAGCAGAGACAAGCAGCAAAUGUACCUGGAGAAAUUUGGCCCGCAGAUGGUGACCCAGAUGCGCGCCCGUCUGGAUGCCGUUGGCCAGAGUCUCGGCAUCAACUUUAAGCACGGAGGCCGCACCGGCAACACCUUUGAUUCGCACCGUCUUGCGCACAUCUCGAAGAAGUACGGCAAUGAGGUUCAUGAAAAGGUCAUUGAUGGCCUCUUUGCCGCAUACUUUGAGAACGAAAAGGACAUUACCGACUACGCUGUUCUCAAGGACGUCGCUACCACCGCGGGAAUCCCGGGCGACGAGUUCGACAAGGCCAUCACCAACGGAACCGACGGCGCCGCUGAGGUUGAGCGCGCCGUGAUCGAGGCUCAGAUGAGCGGUGUGAACGGUGUCCCUGAUUUCACUAUCCAGGACCGCUUCAAGGUCAACGGUGCCCGUGAGCCAGAGGCCUUCUUUGCGGUCUUUGAAAGGGCCAAGCAGCUCGAGGGUUAA
This is a messenger RNA of [Torrubiella] hemipterigena, 663 nucleotides long. NCBI's taxonomy places the organism in Eukaryota, Fungi, Ascomycota, Sordariomycetes, Hypocreales, Clavicipitaceae. The record is from the annotation of a GenBank genome assembly.